CCGCGUGGGAUGGUGGCACGUCGGCUGUCUCUGGCGCCUCGUGAUCCCCUGAAGCGCCUCCCGGAGCCGCGCCGCCCGCGAUGAGCUCCCAAAGCCAUCCAGACGGACUUUCUGGCCGAGACCAGCCAGUGGAGCUGCUCAACCCGCCCAGAGUGAACCACAUGCCCGGCGCUGGGAGGCGGGUGGCCCUGCCAGGCCCUGUGAGCGAAGCCUCGUCUCCCCUGACCAACUGCCGCUGCUGCCCCCAUUUUACAGAGCUUCUUCCUGGCGGGUCUCUGUCUCUGCCCUCCGAUGCCCAUCUGGGUGCCCGCAGGGCCCUGGACGGCUGCACUUGUGGGCCGCAGCCAGUCACCGAGGCCGGAGGCUGCCCGGAUGGGUGGCGGAGCGAGCUUCAGAGUGCCCACCUGACCAGCAUUGGCAGCUCCUUCCUGGGCACCCUCAGCUUGGCACCUGGGACGAAGCUGCCGCAUCUUCACUGUGGCACGGGCAACAGAGUGCUGAUUGCAGAGUUCCAGAGGCAGCACGAGCAGCUCUCCCGGCAGCAUGAGGCUCAGCUGCAUGAGCACAUCAAGCAGCAGCAGGAGAUGCUGGCCAUGAAGCACCAGCAGGAGCUCCUGGAGCAUCAGCGGAAGCUCGAGCAGCACCGCCAGGAGCAGGAGCUUGAGAAGCAGCACCGCGAGCAGAAGCUGCAGCAGCUGAAGAACAAGGAGAAGGGCAAAGAGAGCGCCGUGGCGAGCACUGAGGUCAAGAUGAAGCUGCAGGAGUUUGUCCUGAACAAGAAGAAGGCUCUGGCGCAUCGCAACCUCAACCACUGCAUCUCCAGUGACCCCCGCUACUGGUACGGGAAAACUCAGCACAGCUCCCUUGACCAGAGUUCACCCCCUCAAAGCGGGGGUCCUGCAGCCUACAAUCACCCCGUGCUGGGAAUGUACGACUCCAAAGACGACUUUCCACUUAGAAAAACAGCCUCUGAACCCAACCUGAAAUUACGGUCCCGGCUAAAGCAGAAAGUGGCCGAGAGACGGAGCAGCCCCCUCCUCCGCAGGAAAGACGGCCCAGUGGUGACCGCUCUUAAAAAGCGUCCAUUGGAUGUCACAGAUUCCGCGUGCAGCAGCGCCCCCGGCUCCGGGCCCAGCUCCCCCAACAACAGCUCCAACAACGUCAGCACCGAGAACGGCAUCGCCAGCUCCGUGGCCAGCAUCCAGGCGGAGACUAACCUGGCCCAUCGACUGGUGACCCGUGAAGGCUCCGUGACGCAGCUGCCCCUUUACACCUCACCUUCCCUGCCCAACAUCACGCUCGGCCUGCCUGCCACCGGCCCCUCUAGCGGGACGUCUGGACAGCAGGAAGCUGAGAGACUUGCCAUCCCAGCCCUCCAACAGCGCAUCUCCCUCUUUCCCAGCACCCAUCUCACUCCCUACUUGAGCACUACGGCCACAGCACUGGACAGGGACGGAAGUAGCACCCACAACCCCCUUCUGCAGCACAUGGUACUCCUAGAACAGCCAGCCGCCCAAACGCCCUUAGUCACAGAACAGGCUCUAUCAGGCCUCGGGGCGCUGCCCCUGCACGCCCAGUCCCUGGUGGGCGCAGACCGGCUGUCGCCCUCCAUCCACAAGCUGCGGCAGCACCGGCCCCUGGGCCGCACGCAGUCGGCGCCGCUGCCCCAGAGCACGCAGGCCCUGCAGCAGCUCGUCAUCCAGCAGCAGCACCAGCAGUUCCUGGAGAAACACAAGCAGCAGUUCCAGCAGCACCAAAUGCACCUUAAUAAGAUGCUCCCCAAACCCGCCGAGCCGGCCCGCCAGCACGAGAGCCACCCCGAGGAGACGGAGGAGGAGCUGCGGGAGCACCAGGCGCUCCUGGACGAGCCUUAUCCCGAGCGGCUCCCCGGCGGAGGCGGCCAGAAGGAGGCCGUCCAGGUGAAGCAGGAGCCCAUCGAGAGCGACGGGGAGGAGGCCGAGGCGGCCGGCCAUGAGGCCGAGCCGGGCCAGCGCCAGGCUGAGCAGGAGCUGCUCUUCCGCCAGCAAGCCCUCCUGCUCGAGCAGCAGCGCAUCCAUCAGCUGAGAAACUACCAGGCGUCCAUGGAGGCCGCCGGCAUCCCCGUGUCGUUCGGCGGCCACCGGCCCCUGUCCCGGGCGCAGUCGUCGCCCGCAUCAGCCACUUUCCCCAUGUCCGUGCAGGAGCCGCCCGCCAAGCCCCGAUUCACGACAGGCCUCGUGUACGACACGCUGAUGCUGAAGCACCAGUGCACGUGCGGCAACACCAACAGCCACCCCGAGCACGCCGGCCGCAUCCAGAGCAUCUGGUCACGGCUGCAGGAGACCGGCCUGAGGGGCAAGUGCGAGUGCAUCCGGGGCCGGAAGGCCACCCUGGAGGAGCUGCAGACGGUGCACUCGGAGGCGCACGCCCUGCUCUACGGCACGAACCCCCUGAACAGGCAGAAAUUGGACAGUAAGAAACUUCUAGGUUCCUUGACAUCCAUGUUCGUCCGGCUGCCCUGCGGCGGCGUGGGGGUGGACAGCGACACCAUCUGGAACGAGGUGCAUUCCUCCGGGGCGGCCCGCCUGGCCGUGGGCUGCGUGGUGGAGCUGGUCUUCAAGGUGGCCACCGGAGAGCUCAAGAACGGCUUUGCUGUCGUGCGGCCCCCGGGCCACCACGCCGAGGAGAGCACCCCCAUGGGCUUUUGCUACUUUAACUCCGUGGCCAUCGCAGCCAAGCUGCUCCAGCAGAGGCUGAACGUGAAGAAGAUUCUCAUCGUGGACUGGGACGUGCAUCACGGCAACGGGACGCAGCAGGCCUUCUACGGCGACCCCAACGUCCUCUACAUCUCGCUGCAUCGCUACGACGAUGGCAACUUCUUCCCCGGCAGCGGAGCCCCCGACGAGGUCGGCACAGGGCCCGGGGUCGGCUUCAACGUGAACAUGGCCUUUACCGGCGGCCUGGACCCACCCAUGGGGGACACCGAAUAUCUGACUGCCUUCAGGACCGUCGUCAUGCCGGUGGCCAACGAGUUUGCCCCAGACGUGGUGCUCGUGUCGUCGGGCUUCGAUGCCGUCGAAGGUCACCCCACGCCCCUGGGAGGCUACAACCUGUCGGCCAAGUGUUUCGGCUACCUGACGAAGCAGCUCAUGGGCCUGGCGGGCGGCCGCGUCGUGCUGGCCCUGGAAGGAGGCCACGACCUGACGGCCAUCUGCGACGCCUCCGAAGCCUGCGUGUCUGCCCUGCUGGGGAACGAGCUCGAUCCUCUCCCAGACAAGGUUCUGCAGCAAAGGUCGAACAUCAAUGCCAUCCACUCGAUGGAGAAAGUCAUCGAAACCCACAGCAAGUACUGGCGAUCCCUCCAGCGCUUCUCCUCCACGGUGGGCUAUUCCCUCCUCGAGGCUCAGAAAUGUGAGAAUGAAGAAGCAGAGACCGUCACUGCGCUGGCCUCCCUGUCUGUGGGGGUCAAGCACGCCGACAAGAGGUCAGACGAUGAGCCCAUGGAAGAGGAGCCCCCACUGUAGCCUCCAGCCUGAAUCUGCUGGUCUCUCGUUUGUGCGUCUUUUGUCUUGAAGCUCUGCCAAGAAAAUUCCUCUCGUUCCUCCUGCGUCCUGUCAGGGUGUUCUCCCAGAAUACAAAAGGACAGCCAGGUGUGACGCAACCACAGGACUGGUCUUUGUGGAUACAGAAAACGAGUCUUUCUGCAUCUCCAGAUAUAUCGACAUCCAUAUAGAUAGAUAUAUCGACAUCCAUAGAUCUAUAGACACUCGCGUGUGCGCCCACACCCCCACCCACAGACAUCUGCGGCCUGGCCUGUCCGCCUCGACUGCGGGACCUGCUGGUGGGCGCAAGCCCACGUGAGACACGGGUGGAACCAGGCUCUCUUUGGCCACUCCAAGAGGAGGAAGCGGCCAGUGGUGGCUUUGGGCAGAGGGGCCACGUGGCGCGAAAACAAACACCAGAGUAGCCGCAAAGGAGACCCGAGUUUCCAAGCUCUAAUAACACAGAAAAUAAACUUCGUUAAAACUGGUGCUUAAGGUUUGAUGACCCACAAUUCCACAGUCUCCGUUGAAACCACUCGACUCAUCCUGUAGCUCGUUUGUUUGUUUUUUAAGAAAAAGCAAAGGAGAAAAAGGGUUUAAGACUCUGGCCUGCCUGGGAGUCAGAACAUGAUCUACAAACCCUGACUGCGAGUGUGGCAAGGGAGUGUUUUUAAUGGGGAGGGUGGGGGGCCGAGAAGACUAAUCUCUCUCUCUUUUUUAAUAGAAUACAAACCGAGUAAGGAGCGCCCACCCGGGAGGAGGCGGCUUUAGCUUUUCAGAGCUGCCUGAAGAUGAGAGUUUGUGCCUUUUUAAACAAUUGAUGCGAUGGACUUGGAGUGGCUGAUUUUUCAGAAGUCUGAAGGACAAUGCCUUAAGUUUCAAAGAAAAGAAAAAGCAGGACUCUGUGGAGUGACUUCCUCUGGCUGACAACAGAGCCGAGAACUGCCAGCAAGCCCAGAGCCAGCGAGCCAGCGAGCGAGCGAGUGAGAGAGAGAGCGAGCGAGUGAGGGAGCGAGUGGGAGCCUCAGGCCUGUCCUUGCUGGCUCGUGCCAGGGCUGAAGGCAGGUGGACAUCCCCUGCCUGCGGAGCCUCCCAAGCGGGGCGGCCCUGGGCUCGGCUCCGCUCCGUUCGGGUCGGGAUUUUGUUCGUUUGCUUUCUUUGUGGUUCUAUUUCAUUUCACUGUUGUUAGGGAGUUGCCCCCCAAGUGGCAAAUACCGUUGGGUGUUCCGAAGUCCAAGCAAUUGAAAAGAAGCCCAGGCGUUUUCUCUCCGGCCUUGAUUAUCUAACAGUCAAACACAGCGAUUUGGUUGUUGACGCAUGUGAUAGACACAUUUACAGUUUUCGCAUUGGGUUGCUUUUCACUGAGAGCAAUCUCGCAUGAAGCCUUGCUGGAAUUGUAGGAUAAAUAGAGAUAUAGAGAUAUAUAUAUAUAUAUGUAUGUAUAAUGUAUAUUCCAAAUGUACUCCAAGCUUAGACACUUGAUUCUUACGAGAUCUCGAUAAAAUAUUUAUAAUGCAUUUAUAGAAGAAAUUACAAGGUAACUAUAAUAAAUGCAGAUUGGAAAAGGCACCUUGGAAGGGACCCUACGAAUGGCUCACUUGGGAAUUGGACCAGCCCGGUGCUUAGCAGAAGGAAUGGCCGAGCGCCAUUGGAAGCAUUUGAGGUGGCCAACACAUUUGCCACUGGGCAACUACCCUCGAUGUUUGCUUUUUCAUUUCUGGUUCUGUUUGUUAAGUUUGGUUUCAUUUUGAACAGGACCUCUGCCUGCCCCCUGCCCUUCGCGCACACACGUGCGCGCGCACACACACACACACACACAAAAUGCGUUAUUUGCGUUUGUUUUUUCGAGGGGGGGAGGAGGGGGUUGGAGUGGUAGCAAGAACUAGAGACAUUUAUGGUUGAUUUUUUUAUUGGCGCUAUUUCCUAAUCAUGAACCUCGUUUGUGUGGAUUUGACGUUUGUUUCCCAUUGGGCAGUUUUCUGAUGUCAAAAGGCCUUUCUUGCCUCAGUCCAUCCUUGUACAUUUUUUUUUUAACUUUUUAAGGUCUUGAGUUUUUUAUUAUUAUGGGGGGGUUGUUUGGUUUUUUUGUACAGUCGGCAUCUUUCCGCCAGGCUGAGGAGACCUUACGGUUAGCGUUUGUCUUCAGAAAUGGAGCAUUUCGUGAGAAGAGGGAUUGUGGACCGCCACCAGCCAAGUUCUGUUCUUGAAAGGAGCUUGGGAUGGUGGGAGGGGGGUGACCAAGCCUCCCCUCCAGUCAGUGGCCUGCAGAGCUCCGCAGGGGAAGACUCGUCAACAUUAACAAAUGUCAUUGUAACUUUUGUUCUCCAGAGACCUUUGGGGGAAAAUGCUCUCCAGAAUGUUGAACGGGGCGAGGAGUGUUGUUUUUCACGUUGUUUUUUUUCUUUCUUUCUUUCUUUUUUUCUUUCUUUCUUUCCUUCUGCCAUCUGGUUUAGGCCCUCACUGUCAAGCGCCAGAUGCUCAUUUCUGGAGUAUGGGGCUGUAGGAGGCCAAUGGACACAUGGACUCACUCUUUCUUCCUUUCUCUCUUUCUUUCCUUCUUUUUUUUUCUUUCAAAGCAUACAGAAUAGUACGAUUCACUCCUCUGGACAGCUCAGCUCAUCUUUUCUCUUUCUUUUUUUGUGACAUUUGAAGUCACCGUUUUCAUUCCAAAAUUGAUUGAAUUCAGACUUGUGGAAAGAAUUUGAAACUUGGGGAUGGGGGGCCCCCUCUAGAGAAAAGGGGCAGCCGAGGAAUUUUCUAGGCUUGGUCUUGAGUUUACGAUUCAGCUUUUCCCUACCGACACUAACUAACUAAGGGCAUGGGAGGAGUUCUUCGUUGAUCCUUGAGCCUUAGAUGUGCAUGCAGCCCACUGGAAAGGGCAAGGUUUGGGUGCAGAAAGAAACCUCCUUUGACUCCAGACUGUGCCCCUUCUCGGUAGGGCCGAGGCCUAAUCGGCAUCCCACCUUGGGGAUGUUUGGCCCGCUUGUCGUCGUUUUCUUUUGAGGUUUUCCUUUUCUGUGGUCCGGGAGGGCUCCAAGGGGAGGAAGGAACCAUUUUUUCUGCUCGGCCCUGUUAGAGUUGAAACGGGGCCGGGUCCCCCUGCAUAGCCUUUCGCUCACUUUUCCAAGCUGUUCCUCUGGAGCACGGCAGCGAGGGGAAUCCACCCAGGGCUUCCCCUUCCCUGGAAGCAGGGAGUAGCCAGAAGAAGGAGGCUUUGUCAUUUUUACAAGAUGCUGGUGGUAGCCCGGAGCUCCCGGCCUAGCCUUUUCUGCCUUUGUCGUGCCCGCGGAGCCAGCCGAGGGAUUUACUGCAUGUUGGAAAGACCCCUCGAGUGCAAUCUUUCCCCUUUGCUUCCUCAGCCCCCUCCGCCCCUCAGGCCAUCCGCCGAAAGGCUUUCUUGGUUCUCUUUGGUUCCGGCGGGCCUUGGCCUUUCCACUGUGGGGGUGCCGGCUCCCCUUGUCGCAGGCUGCCCACAGCCGCGCUUCCUUUAGCUCUCCGUCCUCAUGCCUGGCCCGUGGGGGAUGCUUUCUUCACCCCGUUUCUCACUUGCACCUUUGCCAAGGCCAUUGGGGCAUUUUUUUCAAACGUUGGUCCACAGGGUCGGUGAGUGAGCACUUUACUGGCCCCGGGGGGAGGGGCGGGGGGCGCUGCAGCUGGCACUCCUGGAGGCGCCACCCUCCGCCCGUCCUUUUCUUGAUCCUCCCCCCAGAGCCUCGGCAUCUUAGACCCUCCAGGAUGUGCCUGAGCGCCACCAGCAGGAGCGCCGAGGCGGCUCCCCGCCUGCGCCGGCCGGGUGAGCCCCCGUUUCUCCUCAGCCGGGCCGGGCCUGCCGGGGCUGCUCCCCCCUCGCCGUGGGCCGCUCUGUCCAAGCCUUUUUCUUUCUUCCGUUUUGAACUCUUCCUGCCCCUCUCCGUCUGCAGAAGAAGGCUGGCGGUUGUUUUUCUUUUUCGGGGUCUCCCACAGCCCCGGAACGUGCAGGGGCAGCUCGGCGGGACGCGGCACGCAUGCACACACGCACACGCUCGCACGCACGUACGCACGCACGCACGCAGGCACGCGCGCGGCCGGCUGCCGGGGAGGUGCUGAGGGCUGGGGCUUGUUUUCGAGCUUUGUUUUUCUUUUGGAUAGAGAACAUUCCUUUGUAUUCGUCCUAGUCAUGUACUCAUUCCAUUCUGCUUUUUGUAAACUUUGGGGCCCGCGCGUUUCCCGGGCGUUGAUAUAUAUAUAAAUAUAUAUAAAUAUAUAUGAAUCUAUUUUUUUAAGUUUCCUACACCUGGAGGUUGCAUGGUCUGUAAGGUUGGCAUGUCUUUCUCUUGUACACAGAUUUUGCACGCCAAACUGGGCAGCUUGGGGGAAGCAAAGGCAAAGCCCCUGGUUUUCCCCCCUCGCGGCAUUUGCAGAUUUUGGCCGAGGCGGGGCGAGGGCGACGACCACACGACGGCGAGCGGGAGGGGGCCUUUGCGUCUUACUGAACUUAUUCUGAAGACUUUGUGCUUUUUCUUGUAAGAAAUAAAAGGACUACUUAAACCUUCGUCAUUUUCAGCAAACCGUUUAUCGAGCACUUGUGACAUACCAAUAAUAGAGUUUAUUGUAUUUAUGUGGAAACAGUGUUUUAGAGAAACUACGCAGAGCGCAAAAUGGAAACUGCCUGGCUCUCUUCAAAGGGUUUUUUCUUUCUUUCUUUUUUCCUGGGGGGGGGGGGAGACAUGUUUUUGGUUUUGUCCCUUCUGUUUCUUUUCAAGGGAGGAGCCGAACUCACCCCUUUCUUGACUGCUUUGUUUGGACAAAAAACAAAACAAACAAAAAAAACUGACACGGAACCUAAAGAGUUAACUUCUCAGCCCCGCCCCUGCUUUUUUUUUAAGUGACUUUUAGUUGACUUUAUCGAUUGACCUCCCGAGCAGUGCUGGGGUUUAAAAAUCUACCCAAAGUUUCUUCCUUGUUGUGAAGUCAGGCCAGUUGGAGGCCGGCUUCCCUUUGGCUUUGGUGCUGGUUUGCAAAGCAUGCUAGUAAAGGAAAACGAAAUGGAACCUCCUGCGUGGCUGUGCGAUCCAUCGUGCGGGCGAGUUUCCAUUUCCGGGGGUGACGGACUGCUGUCAUGGCUAACAUAGAUAUAUCCACGAGUGUAAAAGGGGGCCGAAGCCUCGUCCGAGAGCUCAUGACAGAUCUCUAGUCUCCAAAGCUGUCACUCGAGUAUAUUCUCCUCCCCCCAUCUGUGCCCAGAUCCGUGUCGCCCUGGCUAACAGCUGCCAGUUUCUUCUGUGGGCAGGACUCGGGCUCCCUCGAGGCGCCGGUUCUCCGGGCUGACCC
Molecule: messenger RNA, 8831 nt
Organism: Gracilinanus agilis (Agile Gracile Mouse Opossum)
Lineage: Eukaryota; Metazoa; Chordata; Mammalia; Didelphimorphia; Didelphidae
Gene: HDAC4
Product: histone deacetylase 4
Exons: 30
Coding region: 81-3503 (1140 amino acids)
Biological process (GO): chromatin organization; negative regulation of transcription by RNA polymerase II
Cellular component (GO): histone deacetylase complex
Molecular function (GO): histone deacetylase activity
Source: RefSeq, a predicted model, not a curated record